Messenger RNA from Cercopithifilaria johnstoni, 1437 nucleotides. The record is from the annotation of a GenBank genome assembly. Lineage: Eukaryota; Metazoa; Nematoda; Chromadorea; Rhabditida; Onchocercidae.
AUGGAACAUUAUGAUGAUAUAAAACAAUUAGAUGUGACGCUUUUGGUAAUAGCUGAUGAAGACAAAGCAAAGCAAAGCAAAGCAAAGCAAUCAUCAUCAUCAUUAUCAUCACAUCUGCAAGCAGAACAACACGAUAGUCUAUUCCGGAUGAUGAUGAUGAUGAUGAUGAUGAUGACCAUUAUGGCGCAUUUAUCUCAACUGAUUAUUUUAUUACUACCUAUUCAAAUAUGUGAAGCAAUAUUGUUAAUGAACGCUACAUUACCAAUGCUUCCCGGUAUGGAUAUAAUGAAUUCAAAUAAACAACUACAUAUUGGUAUCGUCGAACGGGUAUCCAAAACUGAAUUCAAUUGGCUUAGGCGUCGACGUCAAAUUAUUGCUGGGCCUUUAUAUGAAUGGCGUUCUGUAACAAUUCCCUAUAUUAUAUGGGGUGGAGAUUAUGCUUUUCGAAAUCUUAUUCGACGUGGAAUACGUAUGUGGGAAGAAGCGACAUGUUUGAGAUUUCAAGAAAAUGUACAAGCAAGAGAUGCUAUCAGGUAUGUACUUGAACGAGGUGAUAGCUGUUUCACCGAAUAUAUUGGACGAAAUGGCGGUUAUCAGGAUAUUAUCAUUGGGAGUGAAUGUGCUGAGGAAUAUGUUGUGGCGCACGAGACAGGACAUGCAUUAGGUUUUUGGCAUACACAUCAACGUCCUGAUCGAGAUCGGUAUAUUUCAAUUAAUUGGAAGAAUGUAAUGGAUGAAGCUACGGCAUCAUUUAUGCCAUUUCGGAGUAUGCUUCAAGCAUUUGGCAUCAGACAAACGUCACCUCGACAUGUACCUUAUGAUUACGGGUCACUAAUGCAUUAUCAUGCGGUGGCACACGCCAUUCGUGUAUCUGAUUUUACUAUUGUUCCUAAAGAAUUGAAGUAUGUAACAACAAUGGGUACCGAAAAAAUGGCUUUCCUGGAUGCUAAAGUGAUCAAUGAUAUUUAUUGCUCAAAUGCUUGCGCAGGUCAACAACAUCCACGAAUUUGUUUAGCAGGAGGUUAUCCGGAUCCGAACAACUGUAAUCGAUGUCGCUGUCCUGAAGGCCUUGGUGGUUACGAUUGCAGUAUGGUACAACCAUCGACAUGUGGCACUGAAUUACAAGCAACAGAUAAAUGGCAAACGUUAAGUAGUCCAAAAGGAAGAAAUAUCGAUUGUUACUGGAGGAUAUCAGUUCCAGUUGGAAAUCGAAUACGUUUUCGUCUUAAUGACGGUGAAUUUCCAUGCUCAUACGGGUGUCAAUCAUAUGUAGAAAUUAAACAUAAACUUGACGUCAGGUUAACUGGUUUUCGAAGUUGUUGUUAUCGGCCAAAGGAAGAUUCGGUAUCAGAAGGAAAUCAAAUCUUCGUCAUCUAUCAUCCAAAUGGAAAGAUAGCCCGGUUCACUCUUCGAUACAUCAGACAACAAUUCCAGUGA